Molecule: messenger RNA, 4509 nt
Organism: Pteronotus mesoamericanus
Lineage: Eukaryota; Metazoa; Chordata; Mammalia; Chiroptera; Mormoopidae
Gene: ZNF618
Product: zinc finger protein 618
Exons: 15
Coding region: 97-2925 (942 amino acids)
Source: RefSeq, a predicted model, not a curated record
AGCGGCGGCGGCAGCGGCGGCGGCAUUGUGCGCGCACCAGCAGCCCGGCCCGGGAGGAGCAGGACGCGCCGGGGCCGCCUCCUCCCGCACGGACCCAUGAACCAGCCGGGCGGCGCGGCGGCUCCGCAGGCUGACGGAGCCAGUGCGGCUGGAAGGAAAAGCACGGCGAGCAGGGAGCGCUUGAAGCGCAGCCAGAAGAGCACCAAGGUGGAGGGGCCAGAGCCCGUGCCGGCCGAGGGCUCACUGAGCGCCGAGCAGGGAACGAUGACGGAGGUGAAGGUGAAGACAGAGGUGCCCGAUGACUACAUCCAGGAGGUGAUCUGGCAGGGUGAGGCCAAGGAGGAGAAGAAGGCUGUCAGCAAGGAUGGGACUGGCGAUGUGCCCGCUGAGAUCUGCGUGGUGAUCGGUGGUGUCCGCAACCAGCAGACCCUCGGGUCCUAUGAGUGUGGAAUCUGUGGCAAGAAGUACAAGUAUUACAACUGUUUCCAGACCCAUGUACGCGCACACCGAGACACUGAAGCCACCUCAGGGGAGGGAGCCUCCCAAGGCAACAAUUUCAGGUACACAUGUGACAUCUGCGGGAAGAAAUACAAAUACUACAGCUGUUUCCAGGAGCACCGAGACCUGCACGCAGUGGAUGUGUUUAGUGUGGAAGGGGCCCCUGAGAAUCGGGCAGACCCCUUCGACCAAGGUGUCGUGGCCACUGAAGAGGUGAAGGAGGAACCCCCGGAACCAUUCCAGAAAAUCGGGCCAAUGAACAAUAUUACAUCAGAAAUUUUUAAGAAGAAAGAAGUUAGGCAGACCCAAAAGAGAGAAACCGGCAAUUACACCUGUGAAUUCUGUGGAAAGCAGUACAAGUACUACACGCCCUACCAGGAGCAUGUGGCCUUACACGCCCCCAUCAGUACCGCCCCCGGGUGGGAGCCACCGGACGAUCCAGACACGGGCUCUGAGUGUUCACAUCCAGAGGUAUCCCCGUCUCCACGCUUCGUGGCCACGAAGACCCAGACGAACCAGUCGGGGAAAAAAGCUUCGGCCUCUGUGGUCCGAUGCUCCACCCUCUUACACCGCACCCCUCCAGCCACCCAAACCCAGACGUUCCGCACUCCAAAUUCAGGAUCUCCGGCAAGCAAGGCAACCGCAGCAGAAAGCGCUUUCAGUCGGAGAGUAGAAAGCAAAGCACAAAACCACUUUGAAGAGACGAAUAGCAGUUCCCAAAACUCCAGCGAACCCUAUACGUGCGGCGCCUGUGGGAUCCAGUUCCAGUUCUACAACAACCUGCUGGAGCACAUGCAGUCCCACGCAGCGGACAACGAGAACAACAUUGCCUCCAACCAGUCCCGAUCGCCACCUGCUGUCGUGGAGGAGAAGUGGAAACCCCAGGCCCAGAGGAACAGUGCCAACAACACCACGACCAGUGGUUUGACAUCCAACAGCAUGAUCCCCGAGAAGGAGCGGCAGAACAUCGCAGAGAGGCUGCUGCGGGUGAUGUGCGCCGAUCUGGGUGCGCUGAGCGUGGUAAGCGGGAAGGAGUUCCUGAAACUGGCCCAGACACUGGUGGAUAGUGGCGCCCGCUAUGGGGCCUUCUCGGUCACAGAGAUCCUGGGCAACUUCAACACGCUGGCACUGAAGCACCUGCCGCGCAUGUACAACCAGGUGAAGGUGAAGGUGACAUGUGCCUUGGGCAGCAACGCCUGCCUGGGCAUUGGCGUCACCUGUCACUCACAGAGUGUCGGCCCCGACUCCUGCUACAUCCUCACCGCCUACCAGGCUGAGGGCAACCACAUCAAGAGCUAUGUGCUGGGCGUGAAGGGAGCAGACAUUCGCGACAGCGGCGACCUGGUGCACCACUGGGUGCAGAACGUGCUGUCAGAGUUUGUGAUGUCAGAGAUCAGGACAGUGUACGUGACGGACUGCCGGGUGAGCGCGUCCGCCUUCUCCAAGGCCGGCAUGUGCCUCCGCUGCUCAGCCUGUGCCUUGAACUCGGUGGUGCAGAGCGUGCUGAGCAAGCGGACACUGCAGGCCCGCAGCAUGCACGAGGUCAUCGAGCUGCUCAACGUGUGUGAGGACCUGGCGGGCUCCACGGGCCUCGCAAAGGAGACCUUCGGGUCGCUGGAGGAGACCUCGCCACCGCCCUGCUGGAACUCGGUCACGGACUCGCUGCUGCUGGUGCACGAGCGCUACGAGCAGAUCUGUGAGUUCUACAGCCGAGCCAAGAAGAUGAACCUCAUCCAGAGCCUCAACAAGCACCUGCUCAGCAACCUGGCAGCCAUCCUGACUCCGGUGAAGCAGGCGGUCAUCGAGCUGAGCAAUGAGAACCAGCCCACCCUGCAGCUGGUGCUGCCCACCUACGUCAGACUAGAGAAGCUGUUCACGGCCAAGGCCAAUGACGCGGGCACUGUCAGCAAGCUCUGCCACCUCUUCCUGGAAGCCCUCAAGGAGAACUUCAAGGUGCACCCAGCGCAUAAGGUGGCCAUGAUCCUGGACCCACAGCAGAAGCUGCGGCCUGUCCCACCCUAUCAGCAUGAGGAGAUCAUCGGCAAGGUGUGUGAGCUCAUCAACGAGGUUAAGGAGUCCUGGACUGAGGAGGCUGAUUUUGAACCCACCACCAAAAAGCCUCGCUCCGCCACUGGUGAGAACCCCACAGCUCAGGAAGACGAUCGGCUGGGGAAGAACGAAGUGUACGAUUACCUGCAGGAGCCCCUCUUCCAGGCCACCCCUGAUCUCUUCCAGUACUGGUCGUGCGUUACCCAAAAGCACACGAAACUCGCCAAGCUCGCCUUCUGGCUCCUCGCAGUUCCGGCCGUGGGGGCCAGGAGUGGGUGUGUAAAUAUGUGUGAACAGGCACUUCUAAUCAAAAGGAGGCGACUGCUCAGUCCAGAAGAUAUGAACAAACUCAUGUUUCUGAAAUCCAACAUGCUUUAAGACUUUACUUCUGAACGAAAGGAAAGAAAAAGAGAAAAAGAAUGGUAGGAAAAAAAAAAUACACAACACUGUUGCAAACAAAGAAAAGGAAUUUAAGUUCUAAACACUGUGGACCUCAUUAUAAAUGCCCCCUGGAAACUUAAGUGCUUUUUUCAGUGUGUGUGCGCGUGUGUGUGUAUACCUGCAUCUGUGCGGACGUGUCCAAGCACACGUACCGUGGACGCGGGCAUGGGGCUCUUUGCUUAUCUGCGUGGCCACAGAAGCUUCACGCACGCGGGCACACACAUACUAACCUGGUGCAUGCGCACACGCCUGCUUGUGGGCAUGUGCGCAUUAAACUGGGCGUGUCAGGAAAGCUGAGUGUUUGGGAAAGAGGGAAAAAAACGCUUCACCUCCUUUUCUCAGUAAGGGGCUUUUAAGACUCCGUUUUCAGGUGUGCAGAUUGGUAGAACGCUGAUGUUGCAAAAUGUUCAGGCAGCUGAGAUCUGAAGUGACUUGACGCUCUCUGUCCUUCACCCCUUGGUCCCCCUUUUUCCUUCCUCUCCCCCAAGUCCUCCUGACCCUACUGUACCCUGCCCCCCGCCCCCCGGCUGCCCUGCUAUGGAUUCUCCAAACUGCAUCAGAUGGACAGUUUCUGCACUGGACUUUGUUCUUAUUCACCUUCAGGGCAUUGAGCUGCUGCCCUCAAGACACCCUUGGGUGUCACGGGGCAGCCGCCUUAGAAACACACCUAUCUAUCUCCCCAAAUCAGGAAAGGAGACUUUAAGAAUAUAAAGCUGACUUUUGGCUUUUUAAUGUAAGAGAAAAAAAAAAGACAUAUUUCAGAGAAGUAUUGAUACUGUCUCCACUCAAUAUUUUUUCCUAACUUUUUACCAGUUUUUAUCUUUUGUUUUUGGGUUUGUUUGGUUUUUUUUUGGUUUGUUUUGUUUUUUCAAACUUAAUUUAGACUCUGCUAGGAGGCACUGAAUGUCUAUAACUUAUAAGUUGAAGGUUUUUUUUUUUAAUUGCCCGUUUUGUUCCUCAAGUCACACUGUAAACUAGCUCAUCUCAGUGGUAUAUUCACUCUCCUAAGGUUUUUAUUAACCUUCCCUGUACAGUCCAGUUUUCGUGUAUUUGAACAGCAAAGCCCAUGACCUCGUCUGUGCUGUUUGGAGACCAGGAGUGGGGUUGGAGUCACAGGUUCCACAAACGCGGGGUGUGGUGGAAGCCAUAGGGAAGCACGUGGCUCAGGAGUUCUCCUGAAUGUAAGUGGAAGGCCCGCCCUCCUGGCCCGCUGUGUCUGGUACUGCGAAUGUCCGAUUUCUAUAACCCAGAGUGCAUUACACUACUCGCCACAUCACUGACACUUCCAGCUCAGCAGGGACUCCUGAGUUGACCCACGUUCACGUCUCCUUUCACACCUCAGACCCACGGCCCCUCCUCCCUCCCCACGACCCCAGGUGGCUCCGAUGGCUCCAUCGUCCUCAGCCUGGGGGCCUCUGCAGAGCCUCAGCCCUCCGUCCAGGACAAUAGUUGAGCAUGGUGCCUUGUGGGCCAAAUGAUUGAUGUCUUGAGGGUGGAAUGGCAUUAGGCCACUUGAACUUG